This is a messenger RNA of Penicillium verhagenii, 1218 nucleotides long. RefSeq lists its product as uncharacterized. The transcript has a single exon. Bases 1 to 1218 code for a protein of 405 amino acids. The record is from RefSeq and is a predicted model, not a curated record. NCBI's taxonomy places the organism in Eukaryota, Fungi, Ascomycota, Eurotiomycetes, Eurotiales, Aspergillaceae.
AUGUCAAGCACGAACUUCCGCCUUGAAUCAUUUCGUGCAUGGAAUCCUCCACAAGCUAGAACUCGGCCUCUGCGCGAACCUGCAGGGACUUGUCGCUACCCAAGUCCAGUCUCAAUCACUGCCACCCCGCCGCCCUUGAACUCGAACAAACCAGGCGUAAGGCGCACCGAAAUUGACUUCCACAAAUCCGAACGACAUCCCCUACCCUCCCGCCCGCCGGUGGAAGCCUGUUUGGAGGGUUUAUAUUUAGAAACUCCAAUUACUCGACGCGAGUCGGCGAGCUUAGGCCGAACACCUUCAACUAUCCAUUACCCCGAGUCUGCGAAUUCCGAGAUCGUUACGCAACCACAAAAUAUAGUGGACGUUGAUGACCUCGCCUCUAUAAGAUCGACCGACAAUAUUGACCAGGAAGCUGAUCAUCAAUUCCUCAGCUUCGGAUGGGACGACUCAGAACUCGCCGACUUUGCCCGCCAGGAACCUCAAGCUGCCGAUUCCGAACGCCAUGCUCAGCAGACUGAACAGCUUCUGAAUAUCGAAGCAAUCGAUCCCGCAGUCUUGAUGAGUCAUGAUCCUCCGGGUACUGAGCAGGCCCAAACAACGGAGAGUAUUCAUGCCACUGCAACAUAUCUGGAAGGUUGUCCCGCGACGCCCAGUCGUUCUCAGAGCCAAGCCUCACCUCCUCAACGUAUACGACAAAAGUCAAAGGAGAUGAUGGGAAUUGAAUGCCAGUCAAGAACAAUAAAUUCCUCAGGUGUGAGGAAAAUGCAUACGAAAAGGAGCUCCGGUCGAUCCAACAAGACUUCUGGUAAUCGUCAGAGCAUUUCUUUCUUGAAGGUCUGCGAUCAGUUCUCUGAACUUUCAGUUGAAGACCGUGUACAGUUUCUGUCCUGGCUUUUUGAGGGCGCUUUGUCUUAUUGUGCUUCUACACCCUUGAGCGCCGGUGCCGCUUCUCCCUUGAGACACCUCCCAAGCCAAUGUGAUGGCAUGACUUCCGACUCCGAACACAGAACCUUGAAUACUGAAUUGGUUGAAAUGCAGUAUACCUCUUCAAGAAAAGGACUACCGUGGUCUCUGCAGGAAGACCGUCUUUUGGUGCAACUAAGAGAUGAGCAAAACCUCCCUUGGUCGGAGGUGGCCAAACAAUUUUCACAAAAGUUCCCUGGGCGAAGCAAGGGGUCUAUACAAGUUUAUUGGAGCACAUCACACAAGAAGAGAUGA